GUGUGAGCAGAUGAUAAGAAAACUGUGUAUAGCUAAACAUGAAUAGAUUUGAUAAAGACACAAAAUGAUAACAGAGAAACUCAUAAAACACAAUGUCUGAAUCAGCAGCGGUUAAAAAAGUUUAAUAUUUAAAAUUUUAAAAUUAGUUAGGGAUAUUGGGAUAUUAUAGUGUUUAACUUGAUUGUUUAUUCUGUGACAUAUUGGAAUUUUUUUAUUGUGUUUUGUGAAUAUUUUUGGCCCCCCAAAAUAGUGCAACACAGGUAAUUUGACUUUUAUAUCCAUGCAUAUGCAGAUAUGCACCCAUAUCCCAAAAUCCCCAACUAAUUUUGUCUAGUGCACAUAUGAGUUUGCACAUGGACUCCAAUACUUGCCUUUAUGCAGAAGUCAUUAGAUCUACAUUAUGGAUGAUUAUUAAUAAAUUGUUGGGUGUUAAUAUCCUUUUAAAGUACCAACAAUCAUCCUGAGAUAGUGUUACCAUCAAAAAUAUUGGUAUAUUGCAAAAUAUCAAGAUAUGUAUUGGGUAUCACGACCUAUCCUAACAUUUAAUAUUAAGGCCACUUGAUUUUUAUCAAGUAAAUAAAGUUCUGUAUGGUUGACCGCCUUACAUUUUGCAAUACUCCUGUCAUGGACCUGCAGUCUGUGACAGCUGUACUGUCUCUUUAAGAAACCCGGAAGUGGUUCGCCUCCUGUGUGUUCACUGGUCGCAGGUUCAAAACAGACAGCUGAGCUCCCUCCCGGCGAUGAUAUCUCACCCUGUAAUCUGGGCUUUUCGCAGCAGUGUGAGGUGCUGGCGACACCGGACUGUCCUCAAAGUGGCUCUCGGGUCCUCGGACGUCAGCUUUUGGCGCCGGUAUUCGACCCCAGUCCGUGGCAGUGUCACGAGCAUGGAGGAGAUACUGGCGAGGGUCGUUGCACCUUUACCCACAUACGAGACGAGAGACAAAUCCCCUCCUCCUCCCGAGUCCAACAGCUUGGACUUUAUGCACUUCUACAACAGUCUGAACAAGGAGGACAAACUCGCUGUCCUGACGAGGCUGUCUCAGGACUUCGGAGUGGACCACAAAAGCGUCUCGGAGCUCGCCGCGAAGCUGUUGGACACUCAGCUCCGAGAUUUGGCGACCAUUUUGCAAGUUGAAGACAGGCUGCGGUACAGCUUGACACCCCGAUACAAACAGUUGCUUAACCACAUUAGCAGAGUCCAGGGAGGAGUGAAGUUCCUGGUGGACCUCCGAGCCGACGUGCUUGAGAUAAUCUCAACCAAAGCUAGCGAGAGCCCACACAUCAGGGACCUGAAUGGCACUCUGAAGAGUUUGCUUUCCGAGUGGUUCUCUGUAGGUCUGCUCCAUCUGGAGAGGAUCACCUGGCAGUCCCCCUGCGAGAUCCUGCAGAAAAUCAGCCAGUACGAGGCGGUGCACCCUGUGAGGAACUGGACCGACCUGAAGCGCAGAGUGGGGCCGUACCGCCGCUGUUACGCCUUCACCCACGCCGCCAUGCCGGGGGAACCCCUGGUCGUGCUACAUGUGGCCCUCACUGAAGACAUCUCCGAUAACAUUCAGAGCAUCGUCCGUGAGUUUGCCUCACUCCACUCCGAGGAGGAUGUCAACAAGGUAAAUGCAGCCAUCUUCUACUCCAUCUCCUCCACCCAGGCCGGUCUGCAAGGGGUGGAGCUGGGAAACUACCUUAUCAAGAGGGUGGUGCGAGAACUACAGAGCGAGUUCCCUCACAUGUCCCAGUUCUCCAGCCUGUCUCCGAUCCCAGGCUUCUCCUCCUGGCUCCAAGGUCUGCUCAGCCAGUACAGGAAGGAGGGCCGGGGCUCUGACCUCCUCUCCGAGCAGGAGUGGAAGGAGGUGGAACAGGCCACUGACUCAGCCCCGGGGACCCCGGCCACCGAGGCCCUCCGCAAGCUGAUCGGCACCAGCGAGUGGAUGCACUCUGAGCGGCUGUCCCGGGUCCUGGAGCCGGCCCUGAUGCGUCUCUGCGCCUGGUACCUAUACGGGGAGAAGAGACGGGGCUACGCUCUUAAUCCAGUGGCCAACUUCCACCUGCAAAACGGCGCCACCAUGUGGCGGGUCAACUGGCACGCAGACACCAGCCCCAGGGGUGUGGCGAACUCCUGCGGCAUCAUGGUGAACUAUCGCUACUUCCUGAACGAGACAUCUAAGAACAGUGCUCUUUACCUGCAGAAUAAGGUCAUCACGGCGUCGGAGCAGGUGCUGGGACUGGUGUCCCAAUUUCAGAAGAACAGCAAGCUGUGAGAAAGGGGCGAGGAUACACCCGCAGAUGUGUUACACAGCACUUGAUAUCAUUAAUAUAUUGACUUAUGGUCUGUAUUUUUGUUUUAUUUGUUUUCAAUAUUUGACAUGUUUCAUCAAAAAGGAAAAAAAAAAACCUGCCUCUGGAGCUCCAUUUGACAGACUGAUUUUGCUGAUUUUGUUUUUGAAUUAAAAUAGGAACAUUUGGCACAUGACGCGUCUCAUCCCAUCUUGUGUUUGUAGUGCGUAGGUUCGGCUUUUUGCCUCAUUGGGUUUCUGGUUGAAGCUGUUUGAUACUGUGUAAGUGCUUCCAAGGCUGAGAGACUGGAGCUAAUGAAGCACGAGGCAUCUAUCAAUGCUUCACCGUGUUCCUGGAUCACAGUGUGUGUAAUGGUGAGGCGGCAACGACGAGGGAGUGCAGCUACUGGAAUAAAUGACGUUUUAGAUUCUUUCAUUUUGGCUGAGCUGUCUGCGAGGGGAAGAAGAAGGGGAGAAUAUUGGAUUUUGCCUGUCUUUUUUUCCCCCCCUCUACACCUGCUGUUACACUGGCUCCCUCUAAAGCUUGAUACACAAAGGCAUGACAUCACGGGCUGGAAAUGUUAUUUAAUAUUAAAUAACUCUAAACAAA
Messenger RNA from Acanthopagrus latus (yellowfin seabream), 2880 nucleotides. It is a transcript of the gene mlycd, whose product is annotated as malonyl-CoA decarboxylase. The transcript is spliced from 5 exons. The record is from RefSeq and is a predicted model, not a curated record. Gene Ontology annotation, biological process: acetyl-CoA biosynthetic process; malonyl-CoA catabolic process; fatty acid biosynthetic process. NCBI's taxonomy places the organism in Eukaryota, Metazoa, Chordata, Actinopteri, Spariformes, Sparidae. Gene Ontology annotation, molecular function: malonyl-CoA decarboxylase activity. Gene Ontology annotation, cellular component: peroxisomal matrix; mitochondrial matrix. The coding region runs from base 741 to 2255 and encodes 504 amino acids.